AUGAGAGUCUUCCAUCUUGUUUUUGGCAGCACUUUACUGCUCGCACCUAGCUAUGCCCAGCAAACCAACCACACACAAGAAUUCGUCGGAUGGCAGGAGUCCCCGAAUGUUAGGGGUACAAUGGAUAUUAUCUGGACUUGUCUUUUCACCGUGUUCAUUUGCGUGUGGACUGCUGUUCAUCUGAACGUUCCUGCACCACCUGGUACUGAUAGUGCCAUUGAUUUGUGGCUGAGAAGGAUCAAAUGGGUCGGUAACUGUUGCAUUGUACCGGAAAUCGUUAUGAUGCUGGCCGCUGGCCAAUGGUCGUUUGCUCGUUCUUGCUGGCGCGAAAUGAGAGACAUUCUUGCCGAACAAGACUCGCAAGUGAUCAUGGAGAGAGGUGAUAUGCCCGUCGUGAAGACGGUCACCGAUCCUGUCGUCAGCGUGACCGCCACUCCACCUUCACCCCCAGCGAUCGAUGGCGACGAAAUUCAGAUGGUAGAGAUGAGCCGACCAAAGAUGCAACGCUCCGAGACCUUCGCGGAAAGGGAGGAGAGAGAAGACGAUGAACGAUGGACCUUGCGUCACGCUUUCUUUGCCAAUAUGGGUGGCUUCCGGCUCAAGGAGCAGGGAAACCCAGCACCUUACCUCAUCAAUGCGAAACACAUCAAUUAUCUUGUGCGCAAAGGGUACAUAGAUCUUCCCACAAUCACUACCCUCGAAAUCAACGACCACUCCAAAUCCGACAGCCUAGCUAAAUUUCUGGCCAUCAUGCAAGUCGGUUGGCUUGCCGUCCAGGUUAUAGCCAGAGCGAUCCAGAAGUUGGAAACAACACUGCUCGAAAUUACGACCCUCUCUUUCGUCGUUUGUACCAUGGGCAGUUUCAUUGCCUGGUACCGAAAGCCUUAUGAUGUUCAGACAUAUGUCUUGCUUUCAAUGAAACAUGGGUAUACUGUCAACGAUAUCGACCUGACCUUCACGGACCAGAAAGACGCAAAACACCGAAAUCUGUUGGAGGAAUACCAAUCCGAGCAUCCUUCGAAUGAAUGCAAGAUUCUCAAUGAGCGUGGACAACUUGUUGCACCAUAUACCAAGCUCGACAUCAUCGACGAUGGGGAACCUACCUUUACCGGCACCUUCACCGACAAAUAUCGAAAGUAUUGGGGUGGUCAAGUCGGCAAUCCGAACAGAAUCCGAAACGACCGUCUCCCGAUAAUGGAGCACCGAGUGACUUUUAUUAUUGCGGUCAUCACAUUCGCCUACGCAGGUCUCCACGCUGCUGCCUGGAACAUCCCCCUUCCAACGAAUAUCGAACAGUUACUCUGGCGCAUCUCAUCAAUCGUUAUGCUUGGUUGUUGCGUGGCGUGGUUCGGCAUGGACCAUUUCCAAGAAUAUCGAAUCAACAAGAAAGAGAGGGAAGGGAUAGUUGAUCGAGAUUCGAUCGUCCCUUGGUGGAGGAUACCAGCGUCCAUCUUGGUGGCCACCGUCUACGGCCUGAGUCGCAUAUAUGUACUUGUGGAAUCAUUUGUAGCUCUCCGGUCGAUGCCAGUGUCGACAUACCAGCAAGUAGACUGGGGCAAAUGGGUUCCUCAUAUAUGA
Messenger RNA from Exophiala oligosperma, 1578 nucleotides. RefSeq lists its product as uncharacterized. NCBI's taxonomy places the organism in Eukaryota, Fungi, Ascomycota, Eurotiomycetes, Chaetothyriales, Herpotrichiellaceae. Bases 1 to 1578 code for a protein of 525 amino acids. The transcript is spliced from 5 exons. The record is from RefSeq and is a predicted model, not a curated record.